AUAGAUGGGAUGCGUCCUAUAGAUUAACCAGAAGAAGAGCCUCCGCCUCGGAGCAUGCGCACAAACUGCAUCCGGGAACGCGGCGCUGCUGGCGUUUCAAACACACAGCAGGAGGUAAACACGGAGCCCUGCGGAGGAUUUUAUAUUUGUGUGUUUAGUUAAACGAUAUUACAUACCCGUUUGUAAGGCGUGGACGAGACUAAAAGCCGCUACUAAACAGAAUCCCGUGUGCUGCCAUGGACAGUGUGAAGAUGGAAUCUGUCCAGAUUAAAGAGGAGUUUCCUGAACUUGAACUUGUCCCCAUUAGAGUGGAGUUCUCUGGGCUGGCUUCCCUCCCCAUUAAACAGGAGCUCUGUGAGAUGCAAUGUGACAGCAGUCAGCCAGAGGUCUCUGACAUUAAAGCUGAGCACAAUGAAUUGGAGAUCCCCCAGACAGAAGAACCCCUUCCUGUUAAACAAGAAGAGGUGCUGGAAACUGUCCGUAUUAAAUGGGAGCCCCCUGAAGUAGAGUUUGACCACAUGGAACCAGUGAAGGAAGAAUCUGAGGACUUCAAACCAAACAUCCCUAACGUGGAGCCUGUACGCCUGCAGGAGUGUAGCGUGGUGCUGGAGAGAAUCUGCGUGAGAGAGCAAGGCGCUGGAGAGGAAGGCUCUCCCAACAGCAUGCAAGGAGGUGGAAAGGAAGACGGGCGCUCCCAUUCAGAAUGCAGUCUAGCAGGUUCCAGUCCAGCAGCUAAAGCGAGGGCGGGCGGUGGAGAAUAUCCUGACUGUGGGAAAGGUUUCACCCAGUUAGAGCAUUUUAAAAUACACCAGCGAACUGACACAGGAGAGAAACCGUAUUCCUGCUCUGACUGUGGGAAGAGUUUCAGUCUGUUAGGCAACCUUAAAACACACCAGCGAAUUCACACAGGAGAGAAACCGUAUCGCUGCUCUGACUGUGGGAAGAGUUUCAGUCAGUCAGGAGACAUGAAAAAACACCAGCGAAUUCACACAGGAGAGAAACCGUAUCGCUGCUCUGACUGUGGGAAGAGUUUCAGUUAUUCAGGAAACCUGAGAAUACACCAGCGAAUUCACACAGGAGAGAAACAGUACCACUGCUUUGACUGUGGGAAGAGUUUCACCCAGUUAGAGCAUUUUAAAACACACCAGCGAAUUCACACAGGAGAGAAACCGUAUCGCUGCUCUGACUGUGGGAAGAGUUUCAGUAGGUCACAAAACAUGAAAAAACACCAGCGAAUUCACACAGGAGAGAAACCGUAUUCCUGCUCUGACUGUGGGAAGAGUUUCAGUCGGUCAGACAGCCUUGUUUCACACCAGCGAACUCACACAGGAGAGAAACCGUAUCGCUGCUCUGACUGUGGGAAGAGUUUCAUUAGGUCAAGAGACAUGAAAACACACCAGCAAAUUCACACAGGAGAAAAACCGUAUUGCUGCUCUGACUGUGGGAAGAGUUUCAGUCAGUCAUACAACCUUGUUUCACACCAGCGAAUUCACACAGGAGAGAAACCGUAUCACUGCUCUGACUGUGGGAAGUGUUUCAUUAGGUCAAAAGACAUGAAAACACACCAGCAAAUUCACACAGGAGAAAAACCGUAUUCCUGCUCUGACUGUGGGAAGAGUUUCAGUCGGUCAGACAGCCUUGUUUCACACCAGCGAAUUCACACAGGAGAGAAACCGUAUUCCUGCACUCACUGUAUGAUGUGUUUCCGUAGGUCAGGAGACAUGAAAAAACACCAGCGAAUUCACACAGGAGAGAAACCGUAUUCCUGCUCUGACUGUGGGAAGAGUUUCAGUCAGUCCGGACACCUUGUUUCACACCAGCGAAUUCACACAGGAGAGAAACCGUAUCGCUGCUCUGACUGUGGGAAGAGUUUCAGUUACUCAGGAGACAUGAAAAAACACCAGCGAAUUCACACAGGAGAGAAACCAUAUUCCUGCUCUGACUUUGGGAAGAGUUUCAGUCAUUCAAACAACCUUGUUUCGCACCAGCGAAUUCACACAGGAGAGAAACCGUAUCACUGCUCUGACUGUGGGAAGUGCUUCCGUCUUAAACAAGGCUUUCAAAAUCACCAGAGAAUUCACAGAAGAGCGAAACCUUAAAGACUAUGUUAAUUGGGACUGUUCUAUCAUGAAGAAAAAAAUGUUAACCUUGCAUCAUGAAUUUGAAACAAAAACACUUUGGAAAUGUGAAAAAUCGCCAAGUUAUCAAAAGUGCCCAGCCAUUUAAAGUAGAGAUAUCAAAAACACAAGCCAAGUUUCAUGAAACCUUUGGGGCAACCUUGCUCAGCACCAAGGAAAUGGGCACAACUAUCAAAGAGGUGGGGGCCAAGGUUGCCCCAAUUUUACAACUAACACAUUUCUCAGUUUUAAUUCAGAAAUCAAUUGUUUCUACUAACUGGGCUUGUGUUUUUCAUGCAUUUGAUCUGCUUUUACUGUGUCUGAAAAACACAAGCCAAGUUAGUAGAAACAACUGAUUUCUGAAUUAAAAAUGAGAAAUGUGUUAAUUGUGAAAUUAAUUGAUUAAUUAUACAACACAAUAGUAAGCAACGCUAAAACAACACCUAUGUCUAACUUGUAUUUAAAUUAGCAAAAUGUACUUUUUAAAGGUUGUUGUAUCAAAUUGAGUUCUGUCGCUUUGCCUUUCUGAGUCGUUGUCAGUGCUGGAGCCUUCAUCAUGUGACGCAGCACCCAGGCAGACUCUGCAUUCAGAGGAUAUAGAGGACUGCUGGGAAAGAGCCUUUUAGGUAGUGAAAAAAACAUGAAAAUAAAAAGUCACAACUAAUCAUGCAUUUUUUUAAAUGAUCUAAUGUUCAAUAAAUUUUAUUUUUUAGAUGUGUUUAUUAUUUUUAUUUGUCAUGAUUUGUGUGUUUUAAUGCUGCACAGAAUUCCUGUUGAUUUCUAUAAUGCUGGUUAAUCUUCCCCUCUAGUUCCAGCUAGCACACAGCUCCUGGGUAUUGCAACACUUCAGCAUGUUUAGAGCUUGAAUACAGUACAGGGAGCUCCUCUUUAACUCUCUGAGUCCCCAGCCAAAUCAACCACAUGCAGAGCGCAGGCUGCUCUUAAUAU
Acipenser ruthenus (sterlet) is the source of this 3065-nucleotide messenger RNA. Its product is annotated as zinc finger protein 883-like. Lineage: Eukaryota; Metazoa; Chordata; Actinopteri; Acipenseriformes; Acipenseridae. The transcript has 4 exons. Gene Ontology annotation, molecular function: RNA polymerase II cis-regulatory region sequence-specific DNA binding; DNA-binding transcription factor activity, RNA polymerase II-specific. Bases 237 to 2099 code for a protein of 620 amino acids. The record is from RefSeq and is a predicted model, not a curated record. Gene Ontology annotation, cellular component: nucleus. Gene Ontology annotation, biological process: central nervous system development; regulation of transcription by RNA polymerase II.